UCUCAUUUCAUGUGAAGGUGUUACUGUUCAAAAAGUUUGAGGUUUUUAAUUCUUAGUGUAAGUUUAUUAAUAUUCUUAAAAAUAUUUUGAAAUUCAUAAUUAUAAAUUUGCUUUUGUCUUUGGUGAUCCAUGAAUAAUCAACUAUUUCCGCUAUACCAACUGCCCUUUCAAACCACAAACUGUGCCAACUAACAAAGUACUACUAACUAACAACAAAAAGAGGAAAUUUUGGAACCAAAAAAGAAAAAAGUUACCUACAAAAAAAAUUUAAUGAAAAUCCCAAAUUAAUGAAAGAAAAAGGAAAUUUUUUAAAGAAAUUUGAAGAUUUGUAAUGUCAAUGCACUGAAAAUAAAAAAAAUCUCUUCAUUAGAGAAAGAACAAUUAGUGGAUGAUCAAUCAAAUUUUCAAGGGGCAAAGGCCCAUCUUGAAAUGGGAUCAUCAGAUGAAAGAGCAGUACUUCAACUCGAGGAUGAGAAUCUUGUCAGAUUAGAGCAUUUUGAUAGAAAGGCAUCUUCUUUGGGCACCGUUCCUCAAAGAUCUUCUUAUGAUCUCGAGGCAGAUGAUGACAGUCAUAAAAGUAUAUUGUAAAGGAUACGAAGGAACAUUAAGAUUUUUUUUUUCUCCAACAAGUUAAACAUACUUGUACCUUGUGGCCCUUUAGCGAUACUUGUGGAUGAGUUAACUGAUCAACAUGGAUGGACAUUCAUACUUAGCUUGUUAGGCAUCAUUCCCCUUGCAGAGCGUUUAGGUUGGGCCAAGUAAUUCUCUACAACCAAUGUCUACAAUGCGUUGCAUGAGUAAAUCAUAACAAUCAAAGAGGAAUUGAGCGUAUACCCGCAAAGACAUGUCAGCAUUUCUUAACAUGUUCAUACAUCAUGCAUAGUUCUUAACCGUGAAAUGGAAGUUCUUUUGAGCUAUCAAGAUCACACUUCUUUAUCUCCGUCCUUGGAUGUUUGCAUAACAUGGAAAGACAAUAACUUCCUGAUCUUCUUCUCCGUUUAAUAAUUUUUAACAUUACACGUCGUAUUUGGAGCAUAAACAUACUUGGUCUAUUUAUACUGUUGUACAUUUUCAAAAAUGUGACUAAUACGUUUCGGUUUCAUUCCUUGUAUAGGCAGCUGGCUUUUUUUACUGGACCUACAGGUAGUCUUGUCUUUUAGUCGAGUAUAUGAUAUAUAAAGGCAUUAACUUUCUGUAUGUUCUUUCUUUUGGUCUUUAAAUCUUCUUUUUGGGAUACCAAUUUAUAUGUGUGACAAAAUAUGCUGAUUUUCGUCUGCACCCUAAUGGUAGAAGACAUGUAAAUGUUUAUGUCAUCUCAUACUAUAUAGUAUUUUCGUCACAUAUUAAUCAAAGCGAGAUAGAGAACGUAACUCUAUCAGCCGGUUUCCCUUUUCCCUCUAAUGGCACUCUAUUUAGCCAAUAUCAUCUCGAUUAAUCUGCAGUUAAAAACUUUUACAGUCGGAGGACUUCUAAAUGCGACUUUUGGAAACGCUACAGAGUUGAUAAUAUCAAUGUAUGCAUUGAAAAGUGGAAUGAUUCGUGUAGUGCAGCAGUCACUAUUAGGCUCAAUUCUGUCCAAUACUUUACUAGUGCUUGGAUGUGCAUUUUUUGGCGGUGGAAUUGUUCAUUCUAAUAAGGAGCAGCUUUUCGACAAGGGAACUGCAGGGAUGAAUUCGGGGUUGCUUUUAAUGGCAGUUAUGUGCUUGUUGUUCCCCGCUGUCCUCCACGUUACACACACUGAAGUGCAUUUCGGGAAAUCAGAGUUGGCACUUUCCAGAUUUAGCAGCUGCAUUAUGCUUAUAGCGUAUGGCGCGUAUCUACUUUUUCAGCUGACCAACCAAAAGAAUCUUUACAUGCCGAUGGCCGAGGAAGAGGAUCAUAUUGAUGGAAGUGCAGAUGAUGAAGAAACUCCGGAGAUAUCGAAAUGGUGGUCAAUUUUAUGGCUUUCUGUUAUGACACUAUGGAUAGCUGUCCUAUCAGAGUACCUUGUUAAUACCGUAGAAGGAGCAUCCGUUGCAAUGAAUAUUCCUGUAGCAUUUAUUAGUGUGGUAGUGCUUCCCAUUGUUGGAAACGCUGCGGAGCAUGCCGGAGCUGUCAUGUUUGCCUGCAAAGACAAGCUUGAUAUAUCUUUGGGAGUUGCAAUAGGUUCAUCAACGCAGAUAGCCAUGUUUGGGAUCCCAUUCUGUGUUGUAGUCGGAUGGAUAAUAGGCUCACCGAUGAAUUUGGACUUCCAAAUGUUUGAAACAGCUACACUUUUUAUGACUGUCCUUGUAGUAGCUUUCAUGCUGCAGGACGGAACGUCUAAUUACUUUAAAGGGCUGAUGCUCCUUUUCUGCUAUCUGAUAGUUGCAGCAAGCUUCUUUGUACAUAUAGAUCCGGAGUCUAUACAGGACAAGCCACAAAAACAUAUAGGAUAAAUGAGUGCUUUGGUGCUAAAGCUGAAGGCCUAACAAAGACUUGCUUGAGAAGAAGAGUCCCCUUUGACAAUACUGAACAAUGAUUUUGAUAAAGAUCCAUCUAUCUUGUUAUAGCUCAAGGUUUAGUUUUCUCCUAAGUUGCGCAAGACUCUUCAUUUUGAUGCCACACCCGUGUCAGAUUCUUCAAAAAUAUACUAUUUUGGGAAAUCCGACACAUACCUAAUGACAUUUUUUGAAGAGUCUUGAGCAACAUUGGUUUUCUCUAUCCAAUUAAUCGAGCAGCUAGCUUCUUGCUUUCGCAGUUUUGAUAUGCCUACGUGAGUUAUUAGGCUCUAUAUAUAGUAUCAAGGAUGAUGAUUGUUAUGUUUUCUUUUUGCCUUAGAAAUGGCAGGAUGUAAGUAUUAUCAAAUUAGAUUGUAAGCAGAAUGUAAGGUUCAUUUUUCUAACAUUAUUAAAGCAGGAUGCAUUAUUUUUGUCAUCCCAAAGUGAUUUAUGAUCUCUGAAACAAAAUAUUUGCAUGGUGAAGGAUAUCAUUUGUUGAUUGGAAAUAUUA
Solanum lycopersicum (tomato) is the source of this 2970-nucleotide messenger RNA. The record is from RefSeq and is a predicted model, not a curated record. NCBI's taxonomy places the organism in Eukaryota, Viridiplantae, Streptophyta, Magnoliopsida, Solanales, Solanaceae.